AUGGUCGUAGUGGUCGCUCACUUGCUCGCAGGUGAGACUACGCCUAGCGUCCACUUGCUGGCACUCAACUCUCACCUGUGGCUCCACGUAGCUGGGCUCUGGUCAGCGGCCACACCCCGGGCAACCGCCUCGACCGGCGGGCUAAACCAGGUGAGGGCGGUUACUCCCUGUGCGCGUUGUGCCGCGUGCACAGGUGACUGCGGACUCCGUGGACGGUGGGUCGGAUGGGGUACCGCGUCGGCGCCGUCGUGACAAGGCUCUGUCUGGCACACCGCUGGUCAGCCGGUUGGUGGUGGAACUUCGCAUCGGCAUCGUCGAGACGAGGCUCCGCCUGGUACGCCGUUGAUCAGACGGUGGGAUGGAUCACCGAAUUGGCACCGUUGACACGCGCCCAUCUGGUGCACCGUAGGAGACCGCAGGCUUGCGGCAAUGCCGUAAGCCAUUGGCAAAUUCGAGUCGUUCUUCCACUGCCAAAAAAACUCGUGGCCCACAGGGGAGUUCGGCAGCGCCGGCACAUCAAGCAGCCGCUAUUCAGGGGUCAGGGCACUGCUUCCUUCGGGGGGGCCUGGAAAUGCUGGCCUAAAAAUUGCUGGGGAACCACGUCGUCUGCUGGCGCACCGUGGUCGCAGACGCAAAACUCACGGUCGAAACAAUCAAACUCGAAACAACAACAACAACAACAACAACAACAACAACAACAACAACAACAACAACAACAACAACAACAACCAUACUCAUUCUCCUCAUCCUACCUCUUCUUCCUUUACCUCCGUCUAUUCUUCUGCCUAUACUUCUCCUUCGUCACCUUCUUCUUCAUCUCAUUCCUGUCGCCCCACUCGUUUUCCCCAGACUGACAGAGUGAGUCCGCUCACUCUGGCAGCCUGGAAUGUUCGUUCCCUUUUAGACAAUCCGAGGAGCAACCGGCCGGAACGGAGGACGGCGCUAGUGGCUCGGGGACUGGCGCGCUACAAGGUGAACAUAACCGCACUCAGCGAGACCCGAUUCUCCGAACAAGGCCAACUGGAGGAGGUGGGUGCCGGCUACACCUUCUUCUGGAGUGGUCGACCCAAGGCAGAGCGACGAGACGCGGGUGUCUCCUUCGCCAUCCGGACCGACAUCGUGGGACGACUGACCAGUCUGCCGCAGGGAAUCAACGACCGCCUUAUGAGCAUCCGUCUGCCUCCCGGGGGGGAGGCAAAUUUGCCACCAUCAUCAGCGCCUACGCUCCUCCGAUGA
Spirometra erinaceieuropaei is the source of this 1236-nucleotide messenger RNA. NCBI's taxonomy places the organism in Eukaryota, Metazoa, Platyhelminthes, Cestoda, Diphyllobothriidea, Diphyllobothriidae. The record is from the annotation of a GenBank genome assembly.